Molecule: messenger RNA, 1805 nt
Organism: Helianthus annuus (common sunflower)
Lineage: Eukaryota; Viridiplantae; Streptophyta; Magnoliopsida; Asterales; Asteraceae
Exons: 8
Coding region: 93-659 (188 amino acids)
Molecular function (GO): DNA binding
Source: RefSeq, a predicted model, not a curated record
ACAAGCAGCGCUGUUCUUUCGUUCCAGCAGAAUCCCUAAUUCCUGCACCCAGAUUGCAUUUCAAAUUUCAUUACAAUCAGCUGGCAUAAGAUAUGGCAUCUUUAAACACUUUGGAAACCAUGAACAGCAAUGGAAAAAAUUCCCAUAAUCCCAAUCACGAGUCAACAAACAUAAAUGAGGAGAAGCAGUCAUAUUCCGCACCGAAAGUUUCUCAAUCUAAUGGCGACGUUAAUGAAACGGUUAUAGCAAGUGAUGACGAAUACGCUAUUGAUGCUGACCCAAUCUCAUAUAGCACACCAUCCAUGCAAAGGGGUCGAAAAAGGAGAACAUUACAGAAAUCUAUCGUAAUAGGUAAUUCAAGCAUCAAAAUCAGCCUUCCUGAACCCGAACGUACCGAAAUUGAAGCCAUGGAUGCGCAAUGGUGUACAGAAGGAGGGGAAUAUCUCCCGAUGUCCAAACUGCUUGACGGUUGGACCGAGGAGAAAAGGAGAAGAGUGGACACUGGCACAAUUGAUAAGUUUUACCACCAUAACUAUUCCAGCAAGACUUACCGCUCUAUGGUGGAAGUUCAAAGUUAUAUUAAGCAUCACAGCGAUCCACAUAAAAAGAAUUCUAUUACACUUGGAGACUCGCAAGAAAGAAAUCAGGCCUUUGCAUGAUGAAGAAGACGUGACAUCAAAAAUAAACAACAUAUUGUCAAAUUGGGACAAGGAAUAUGCCGACUUUCAAGACAUGGAUGCACUACAAGAAAGGGACACCUUUAGCGGCGACAGGUGUCGCCGCUAUUGCCCACAUUUGUCGCCGCUAUUACCUUUUACGGCGACAUGUCGCCGCUAAAGGGUCGCCGGUAUUGAUGGGUCGCUAUUGGCCUGGUUGUCGCCGCUAUUGAUACCGUCGCCGCUAAUGCUCUUGCCGGAGAAUUUGCAGGAAAGAUUGCCUGAGAUAGAUUGCCGGAGAUUACAUAACAAACCGUUUAUCAAAAACUUGUCGGAACUAAUAAAUUUAAAGAUUACAUAACUUUUCAUUCAAAUUCUCAUCUCAAAAAAUGGAUUCAACGGUACUAUCAAAAACUUGUCGGAACUAUACAUUUUCUAAACAAUAAAACGAUAAAAUGAAAUUGGCCGGAACUUGUCGGAACUAUACAUUUUAUAAACAAUAAAACGAAAAUGGCCGGAACUUGAGCUUGAUGAUGGUGGUUCAACGGCGGUUCAACGGCGGCUAAGAUAGAUUCACGGUGGUGGUGGUGCAGCUUGAUAAUGGUGGUGUUGGAGCUUGAUAAUGAUGGUGGUGGAGCUUGAUGAUGGCGGUUCAACGGUGGUUGACGGAGCUAGACGGUGGUGGUGGUGCAGCCGGUCCAAUGGUGGUGGUGGAGAUUGAUGAUGGCGGUCCAACGGUGGUGGGUGGAGCUUCAGGGUGGCGGUGGUAGCUUCAUGGUGGUGGCGAUCCGGUGGUGGUGGUAGCAGGUUGUUGUUGUUGUGUAGAUGAUGGAGUUUGGUGAUUGUGUUUGUGGGUGAGUGUGUUUGUUUAAGGAAGAGAAAGCAGGAAGGAGCCCAAACCGUUGGAUCAUACUCUCAUCAAGGGCAGAGAUCAGCUCUUUUCAAGCUUCACACGGAUUGACUUUUAGCGGAGACAACUGUCGCCGCUAAUGCCUAUUGUCUUGUCGCCGCUAAUGCUCUUUAAAUCCCCAACCGUUAGAUCAGAAUAAGGAUCAACGGCUGGGGUUUGGUUUCAGACUCGGGGACGCGGAUCGACCAAUAGCGGCGACAUUUGGCAUGUCGCCGCUAAAAGUGGUUAUUUCUUGUAGU